CCACGUUGCCAAAACGAAAGCACAGUUUUUGAGUCAAACCCUCAUUCACUUCUUUUUGAAAAGAAACAGCAGGGGACACCUGAUCUGAGCCAUGUCUGGACUGAACGCAUCUCUCGGAUACUUCCUGGCUGUUGUGAUAUUUGCAGCCUCAGUUCGAACACUACUUAAAAAAUGGCCACGGUUUAGCUUCGUUUCAGAGUUUGCAUCCUCUUUUAUGUUGGUGGCAUGUUGGCUGGAGGUGCAGACCAUAGUGGAGGUGGGUGAGUGGGCCGGAGGCUUGGGUCCUGAUGUGACUGUGACCAUUCUGUUUGUGGUGCUGCUAACCCACGGGGUGAUCUGUGGUGGUUUGUCAGGGAAUCCCACCCGGGUGGUGCUUAAGUUCCUGCAGCUAGAGGCCACCACCCUGCCCUCUCUCCUUGCUGUUACAUCCCAGUUUCUUGGGGCCCACCUUGGCCUUCUUGUAGCGGUGUACUACUGGAGUCUGGAGCUGACAGACAUGCACAUGAUCAAAAAUCUGAUGGCUAGAGAGUGCAGCACAUCUCUGCUGGUCUCUUUGCUUCAGGGUUUUUUCACUGAGUGUGUUUGCACGCUCAUCCUUCACCUAAUCCAUCUAAACCUGCAACGCAGAUCUGCUCUGAUCCGGGUGCCUCUGAUCGCUGUCCUCCUCACUUUCCUGUCCCAUACAGCCAGAGGCUACACCUCCGCUUACAUGAACCCAUCCCUGGCCUACGGCCUCACCUUCCACUGCCCUGGAUUUACCUUCACAGAGUAUGCAGUAGUCUACUGGCUGGGUCCUCUCACAGGCAUGAUUCUUGCUCUUCUCCUGUACAUGGGACACAUUCCAAGGAUUUUUGCCAAGAACCUACUAUAUUUUCAGAAGACACGUUUCAGAGUGCCAAAGGGGGACAAAGGAGAAAAUAAGAAAAUGUGAAAGAAACUGGAAAUUUGUAUUUUCUUUUAAUCACCAAUUUAGGAAAGUACCUGACAACAAAAUUGGUUAAUGGUCAAGAGAUAUUUUCCUCAAGUAACAGUCACAUGCCUGUACAGAAAAUGUAAAAUACUAAGCGUAAAAAAAAUGUGGCGAAUUGGUGAAAUUCUCCAUUCUUGAUGGCUGUUUUCAAUAAAAUCAUGAAUGAUAA
Dicentrarchus labrax (European seabass) is the source of this 1139-nucleotide messenger RNA. It is a transcript of the gene aqp12, whose product is annotated as aquaporin 12. Gene Ontology annotation, cellular component: cytoplasm; membrane. NCBI's taxonomy places the organism in Eukaryota, Metazoa, Chordata, Actinopteri, Moronidae. Gene Ontology annotation, biological process: transmembrane transport. The record is from RefSeq and is a predicted model, not a curated record. Gene Ontology annotation, molecular function: channel activity. The coding region runs from base 92 to 931 and encodes 279 amino acids. The transcript is spliced from 3 exons.